AUGGGGGGGCACGACGAGAUAAUUAAGUUGUUGAUUGAAACUGGACAGGUCGACUUAGACUGGAAGGAACCCGAUCAUGGUCGAACGCCGCUAUCCAGCGCCGCGGGAAAUGGACAUGACGUCGUGGUGAAGCUGCUUCUCGAAACAAGACAAAUUGAUUUGAACGCAAGAGACUUUGCACUUGCAACACCGCUAUCAUAUGCUGCAGAAUAUGGACAUGGGGCGAUAGUGCAGCUUCUCCUUGAAACCGACAAGGUAGUUGUCGACUCAAAAGAUUCCACCGGUUCAACACCUUUAUCUCAUGCUGCAGAAAAUGGCUGUGAAACAGUGGUCAAGCUGUUACUUGACACCGGACAAGUUGAUGUGGACUCGAAAGACUUUGGUGGUCAAACACCGCUGUCCUGGGCAGCAGCAAAUGGAUUUGAGACAGUGGUCGAGCUGUUACUUGACACCGGGCAAGUUGAUGUGGACUCGAAGGGCCCGGGUGGUCGAACGCCGCUGUCCUGGGCAGCAGCAAAUGGGUCUGAGGCAGUGGUCGAGCUGUUACUUGACACCGGGCAAGUUGAUGUGGACUCGAAGGGCCCGGGUGGUCGAACGCCGCUGUCCUGGGCAGCAGCAAAUGGGUCUGAGGCAGUGGUCGAGCUGUUACUUGACACCGGGCAAGUUGAUGUGGACUCGAAGGGCCCGGGUGGUCGAACGCCGCUGUCCUGGGCAGCAGCAAAUGGGUCUGAGGCAGUGGUCGAGCUGUUGCUCGAGACCGGACAAGUUGAUGUGGACUCGAAAGGCCCUGGUGGUCGAACACCGCUGUCCUGGGCAGCAGCAAAUGGGUUCGAAACAGUGGUCGAGCUGUUGCUCGAGACCGGACAAGUUGAUGUGGACUCGAAAGACUCUGGUGGUCAAACACCGCUGUCCUGGGCUGCAGAGAAUGGGUUUGAGGCAGUGGUUGAGCUGUUGCUCGAGACCGGACAAGUUGAUGUGGACUCGAGGGAUCUUGUUGGCUGGACACCAUUAUUUCGCGCCAUGGUAAAUGGACAUGAGUUAGUGAAAGAUCUAUUAUUGACAGUCGGCCAAGGCCGCGAUUAG
Penicillium longicatenatum is the source of this 1083-nucleotide messenger RNA. Its product is annotated as ankyrin repeat domain-containing protein. The transcript has a single exon. The coding region runs from base 1 to 1083 and encodes 360 amino acids. Gene Ontology annotation, molecular function: protein binding. Gene Ontology annotation, cellular component: nucleus. Gene Ontology annotation, biological process: regulation of gene expression. The record is from RefSeq and is a predicted model, not a curated record. NCBI's taxonomy places the organism in Eukaryota, Fungi, Ascomycota, Eurotiomycetes, Eurotiales, Aspergillaceae.